Messenger RNA from Folsomia candida, 906 nucleotides. RefSeq lists its product as uncharacterized. Bases 192 to 773 code for a protein of 193 amino acids. The transcript has 3 exons. The record is from RefSeq and is a predicted model, not a curated record. NCBI's taxonomy places the organism in Eukaryota, Metazoa, Arthropoda, Collembola, Entomobryomorpha, Isotomidae.
UCUCCGUCCUCCAUGACAAGUUUUAUGUUUUAUGUUCCAGCGACUGCUGAAUAAUACUGUAUUUUUGUUAAACGGACGGUCGAAGUGGUGCAAAAUUGAAAUUUUUCGAGGGACGUUGUACCUGAUUAAAUUUCAGAAACAAGCGGGGUAAUCAGUGCCAGUUAGUUUUUCAUGCACUGAUUGGGUCAAAAAUGGGGGACGCGGGUGAAUCAAUGGUGAAUUGGUCAGCGGGAAGCAGUCUUCGAGGAGUUGAGCUAGAUCGCGCAUUUCAGAACUCCCUGCGCCAAUCAAAAAUCUCAAAUUCAAAGGACGUUCGCAUUUGUAAAUGUUUGGGUGAGACGGGAUCCGCCGUUUGCACCUAUGGGAUCGUGGGAAUCCUGAUCGCCGGAAUUUUAGCUCUACCAAUAGCCAUGAUUUGGGUUGGGUGGAAAUAUAACGACCGCUCGGUACACUGUCCGGCCGAAGAUUUGCCGAAUAGUUUGAUCGCGGGUGGAAUUUUAUUUCUCAUCCAAGGAUUUGCGACGUCUUGUUGUGCAGGGAAGGAUGGUGCCAAAUGUCUCACUGGAUUAGUCGGAACGGCACAAUUUUGCUGGCUGGUUGCCGCUCUGGUUUUGCUUUAUCGGACCGAUAUUAUUACCUACAAGUCUGACGACCCGAAUUAUUGCAUUCCCGCCGUGUAUAGUUUUGUCUGGUGGGUUGUCACCGUAACCAUGGGGUUCACUGGGGUCUGUGUUAUCGUAGGUUUGGCUGCGUUGUGCAUGUCAAAAUGCUAGAUAUGGGAUUUUGCAAAAGCUCUAAUUUUUAUGAAUUAUUGGAUUAAAUUAGCACUACCAAACAUUUUGUUGUAAUAUUUCAAAGUUGUUAAAAUUUGGUAAAAAUAAAUGAAAUUGUGCAACGGUUUUGAAA